Messenger RNA from Metschnikowia bicuspidata var. bicuspidata NRRL YB-4993, 1254 nucleotides. It is a transcript of the gene PGK1, whose product is annotated as phosphoglycerate kinase. Gene Ontology annotation, molecular function: ATP binding; phosphoglycerate kinase activity; ADP binding. Gene Ontology annotation, cellular component: cytosol. Gene Ontology annotation, biological process: glycolytic process; gluconeogenesis. The transcript has a single exon. The record is from RefSeq and is a predicted model, not a curated record. The coding region runs from base 1 to 1254 and encodes 417 amino acids. NCBI's taxonomy places the organism in Eukaryota, Fungi, Ascomycota, Pichiomycetes, Serinales, Metschnikowiaceae.
AUGUCUUUGUCUAACAAAUUGUCUGUUAAGGAUUUGGAGCUCGCCAACAAGAGAGUCUUCAUCAGAGUCGACUUCAACGUCCCUCUUGACGGCACCACCAUCACCAACAACCAAAGAAUCGUUGCUGCUUUGCCUACCAUCAAGUACGUUUUGGAGCAAAAGCCAAAGGCCGUCGUUUUGGCUUCUCACUUAGGCAGACCUAAUGGUGAGAGAGUCGAGAAAUACUCUUUGGCCCCAGUCGCCAAGGAGUUGCAGUCGUUGUUGUCUGACCAAAAGGUCACUUUCUUGAACGACUGUGUCGGCACUGAUGUCGAGAACGCCGUCAAUGGUGCUUCCGCCGGCGAGGUGUUUUUGUUGGAGAAUUUGCGCUACCACAUUGAAGAGGAGGGCUCAAGAAAGGUUGAUGGAAACAAGGAGAAGGCCUCUGCCGAGGACGUCCAGAAGUUCAGACAGGGCUUGACUGCAUUGGCCGACGUGUACGUCAACGAUGCUUUCGGAACCGCCCACAGAGCCCACUCUUCUAUGGUUGGUCUCGACUUGCCUCAAAAGGCUGCCGGGUUUUUGAUGGCUAAGGAAUUGGAGUACUUCGCCAAGGCUUUGGAGAACCCAAUCAGACCUUUCUUGGCCAUCUUGGGUGGCGCCAAGGUGUCUGACAAGAUUCAAUUGAUCGACAAUUUGUUGGACAAGGUCGACAUCUUGAUUGUCGGUGGUGGUAUGUCUUUCACUUUCAAGAAGGUCUUGGAGAACAUGCCAAUUGGCACUUCCCUCUUCGACGAGGCUGGUGCCAAGAAUGUUGAACACUUGGUUGCUAAGGCCAAAAAGAACAACGUGGAGAUCGUCUUGCCUGUUGACUUUGUCACUGCCGACGACUUCAACAAGGACGCCAACACCGGUGUUGCUACCCAAGAGGAGGGUAUCCCUGAUGGCUGGAUGGGUCUCGACGCUGGUCCAAAGUCCAGAAAGCUUUUCGACGAAGCUGUUGCCAAAGCUAAGACUAUUGUUUGGAACGGUCCCCCAGGUGUCUUUGAGUUCGAGAAGUUCUCUCAAGGUACCAAGUCCUUGUUGGACGCUGCCGUCAAGUCUGCUGAGGCUGGCAACACUGUCAUCAUUGGUGGUGGUGACACUGCCACUGUUGCUAAGAAGUUCGGCGUUGUUGAGAAGUUGUCUCACGUCUCGACCGGUGGUGGUGCCUCUUUGGAAUUGUUGGAGGGUAAGGAAUUGCCAGGUGUUGUUGCCAUCUCCGACAAAAACUAG